AUGUGCAUUGCGAUUUGGUCGACAAACAACCAGCUUGGGUAUAGACUUAUUCUGGCUUUUAACAGGGAUGAAUUUUUAAAUCGCCCUAGUUUACCAGCUCAUUGGCAUUCCUUCGAGCAACUCAACCCAGAAUAUCAAGCCUUUCCACCGGUACCGUGUUCGUCGUCGCCGACCUCUUCUUCUCCGUCAACAACCUCAAAGGGCUCAACAAACAAAGCACAGGACUGUGUGAGUGUUGGCCGCCACAUCAAUCAAAAAGAUCAAAGGAAGGAGAAUGAUAUUCUUUCAGGAAUAGAUACUGUUACAGGAGCUACGUGGCUCGGCAUUAGUAAACAUUCUGGAAAGUUUGCUUUCUUAACAAAUGUUGAAACGCAAGCCGAUAGAGACCAAGAAGCUGUUCAUUCCAAAAAACUUUCAUUCAAACUAAGCAGAGGAUACAACUUAAUAAUUGGUCAGAUUGGGAGAACGGGGAAUGAAGAGGAUCAAAUUGAAUUUUUCUGUAACAAGGAUCCCGAGGGAUUAUACGGAGCCGACUUGUCGAACAAUAAGGAAUGUGGUGGCCGUUUGGAGGAUCAACGCGUUUACGGAAUCAGCAAUGGAAUCGCAAAUCAAGCACCGAUUCUGCCUAAGGUUGCUCAUGGAGUUCACCUGAUGGAAGAUUGUCUCUCGAGGCUAACAGUAACUGGGGAAAAGUGCGAUCAAGUUGAUCAGAGUGCAGUCGAGAUGAGCUUGUUUAACUUGCUAUCACAAGUGACGAAUGAUUCUCCUAAAGACACAUCUUCCAACAUUUUAAUCCGACCCCAUCAUCGACUCAUGACGCCAGAUACACCCAUCAGCUCCGAUACGUGGUGCGGAACCAAAACUCAAACAAUCUUGUUCGCCUCUAAGUCCCCGAAAACCAGAAUCACAUUGGUAGAACGUGAUGCUUUUCAGAUUCAGCCGAAGGAGCCAUCUACAAACACUCAUCCAGUUUGGCUGGGAGAUGAUAUGUCACAUUGGAGGAGGUUUGAAUUCGAUUUGACAUCCGAUUCCUGA
Puccinia triticina is the source of this 1035-nucleotide messenger RNA. RefSeq lists its product as uncharacterized. Gene Ontology annotation, cellular component: Golgi apparatus. The record is from RefSeq and is a predicted model, not a curated record. The coding region runs from base 1 to 1035 and encodes 344 amino acids. The transcript has 4 exons. Lineage: Eukaryota; Fungi; Basidiomycota; Pucciniomycetes; Pucciniales; Pucciniaceae. Gene Ontology annotation, biological process: protein secretion; Golgi organization.